Staurois parvus is the source of this 363-nucleotide messenger RNA. The record is from the annotation of a GenBank genome assembly. Lineage: Eukaryota; Metazoa; Chordata; Amphibia; Anura; Ranidae.
AUGUAUGUGUUGCAGGUCACAGUGUUCACCUUGCUGAGCGCCCUGAGUGUCAUGCUGAGCCUCGCAGGGUCAAUCCUGUCCUGCCAGAAUGGGCAGCUAGUGAAAUCCUUCAACUCCUGUAAGAAGGAGAACAACUGGUGCAUCUGCUGCCACCCCGCCAUCCAGCCGGAGGCGCCAUCUGACUGUGGGGAACUGGAGAAACUCACCCUGUACCCCAACCACCAAUGUGACAGCAUCCGCACCGCACUGAAGGUGACUUACCAUCUCUCUGGCAUGCUACUGUCCCUGGUGGGAGGAGUGGGGCAGGUAGAAUACAAGGUGGAGGCUGGAUGUGUAUUGAAAGUAAGUGCAGGUAAGUGGUAG